This is a messenger RNA of Protobothrops mucrosquamatus (brown spotted pit viper), 981 nucleotides long. RefSeq names its product dystrobrevin beta. Lineage: Eukaryota; Metazoa; Chordata; Lepidosauria; Squamata; Viperidae. The record is from RefSeq and is a predicted model, not a curated record. The coding region runs from base 1 to 981 and encodes 326 amino acids. The transcript has 10 exons. Gene Ontology annotation, cellular component: synapse; plasma membrane. Gene Ontology annotation, biological process: synaptic signaling.
AUGUUAUAUUCCUCAAAUAAUUUACAUUAUUUCAUUGCUUCAUCUUCAUUUCUGUUGAGUUUUGCUUCCUUUGCUUUUAAUAUCCCUAGGUUGCAGCAAAGCCUCGCCCCCUCCGAUGGGCUCAGUGAUGAGCAUGUGCUGAUAGCAGCCUAUGUGAGCCAGCUACAAAGCAGCACACGUGUCCUGGACAGUCCUAGCAGACUGGAUGAAGAGCAUCGGUUAAUUGCUCGGUAUGCUGCCAGGUUAGCUGCUGAAGCUGGAAAUGUGACACGGCCACCAAUAGAUCUGGGGUUCAAUUUUGAUGCCAACAAACAGCAAAGGCAACUGAUAGCAGAACUGGAAAACAAGAACAGAGAAAUACUGCAAGAAAUUCAGCGCCUCAGACUAGAACACGAACAGGCUUCCCAGCCAACACCUGAAAAAGCCCAGCAGAAUCCAACUUUACUGGCUGAAUUAAGGCUAUUGCGGCAAAGGAAAGAUGAAUUGGAACAACGAAUGUCUGCUCUUCAGGAAAGCCGAAGGGAACUGAUGGUACAACUGGAAGGACUCAUGAAGCUGCUCAAGGCUCAGGCAGCUGGUUCUCCACAUACUUCCCCAACCCGCUCUAUGCCAAUGCCAGUCAGGUCCACAUCUGCUGGUUCUACCCCAACUCAUGUACCCCAAGAUUCACUUACUGGUGUUGGUGGAGACGUCCAGGAAGCAUUUGCACAAGGAACUCGGCGGAACCUCCGUAAUGAUUUACUGGUAGCAGCUGAUUCCAUUACCAAUACAAUGUCAUAUUUGGUGAAGGAGCUUCAUUCAGAGGAAGGAGGUGAGGAGGAGGAAGAGGAGGACAAGAUGCAGAAUGGGAAGGACCGAGGUAAAAGCAAAGCUGCCGUGACUCCUUUAAACGAGUUAAAUAAAAAAAUCUGGACCAACCAGAGGUUUAAGGCAAGUGUCCUACGAGAUUCUCUGUGUCUUGAUGCAGGUAACAAGGUGUGA